AUGAGCUCCUUGCAAUGGCUGCUCUGUUUAGCACUCCUCGCACAGUGUGCUAGGGCAAAAAGCUAUGGAAUAAGAGGAACAAUUGAAUUGGUGAACCACUCUGGCAAGGAAAUUGUGGAAUUUGCUGCGGAAGAACAGUUCAAAGACACAAAGUCACCUGACGACAAUACUGAUUCUAAGGAUGAUUUUUCUUACAACGAAGCUGAAACACAACACUUUCUGGCUGAGGCAUUGCGAGACCACAAUGUCUUGGAUACAGAAUUGAAGAGAGGCACUGCUAGCAAAAAUGAGAUAUCGUGUUCGAGUGGAAAUGAAACCAUUGUAAACCAGGAGCCGAGGUCAAACUUGAAUUAUACGCAACAACUCGAGAGGAUAUUGGGAGGAACUGAUGUGGCUGAUGGGGUAAACGUGCUGUUCACUUACAACGUCUUAGUGGAAGGCCUUUCUAUCUUUGGCACGAUAAAUAAGUACUGCGGAGGUGCUAUUUUAUCGAAAUUCUGGGUGCUCACUGCCGCCCAGUGCGUCGUAGGGGUGGCCCCUGUAAAAGUGUAUGCUGGCUCAGCAAAUAAUCCUAUAGGAGGAGUCGACGCAAUAAUUGCAACCCCUUACAUUCACCCUGAUUAUAUUUUAAAUACUUUGAAAAAUGAUAUUGCUCUACUUAGGCUGAUUAAACCCCUAGCACUUGGAGCGAAGAUUAGUACAAUCUCACUUGCGUCUAUUAGUGUCAAUACCCUAAGUGGAGUUGAAUUAAGGACCUAUGGAUGGGGACCUGAAGAUGACUCCACAGUAUUACCAGAUCCACUUAUCUUGCAUUAUGUCGACUUGAAAAAUGUACUUAAAACCACGUGCCAAACACUAACACAAGAAACUUACGUGACGUACCCGGGAAACACUGGGUGCUUGAGCACCUCCUUUGCAACGCAUGGAAUCUGCCAUGCUGAUGCUGGUGGACCUGUCACUUACAUCGAUGAAAUAGCUGAAACAGAAAAAGUUAUUGGUAUUGAUUCUUACCACUUUGACUGUCCCAGUCUCUAUCCAAGCGCCUUCACUCUUGUGCUGCCCUACUUGAAUUGGAUCAAGCUAACGACGAAGCUGACAUUCACAUAAUUUAGAUAUCAUAUUUGAGGUUUGCAAACUGAUUGUAAUUAAAACAAACCAAUAAUUAAUUAAAAUACAAUAAUUUUUUUCAUCAUUUUUGUUCAAAUAAAUAUCGAAAACAACAUGA
Cloeon dipterum is the source of this 1225-nucleotide messenger RNA. RefSeq names its product mite allergen Eur m 3-like. Gene Ontology annotation, molecular function: serine-type endopeptidase activity. The coding region runs from base 1 to 1107 and encodes 368 amino acids. Gene Ontology annotation, biological process: proteolysis. The record is from RefSeq and is a predicted model, not a curated record. The transcript has 8 exons. NCBI's taxonomy places the organism in Eukaryota, Metazoa, Arthropoda, Insecta, Ephemeroptera, Baetidae.